This is a messenger RNA of Rangifer tarandus platyrhynchus (Svalbard reindeer), 261 nucleotides long. Lineage: Eukaryota; Metazoa; Chordata; Mammalia; Artiodactyla; Cervidae. The record is from the annotation of a GenBank genome assembly.
AUGCCGCCCCGGCCGCGGCCGCCGCCGAGCCCCGCGCUGCCGCUGCCUCAUGUCGGAAGAGCCGCCGCCGCCGCCGCCGCCGCCACCAUCUCCGGCCCCCUCCCCCUCCCGCUGUCACUGACAGACUCGCGCCCGCGCCGCCCCUCGCCCCGCCGCAGCGCGCACGCGCGGCCCGCGCACGCCGCCGCCAGGUCCGGGGCACGCGCACGGUGCGCGCGCCGGGACGGCAGGGCUGCGGGACAGGGGCGGGCCGUGUGCUGA